Molecule: messenger RNA, 6945 nt
Organism: Bacillus rossius redtenbacheri
Lineage: Eukaryota; Metazoa; Arthropoda; Insecta; Phasmatodea; Bacillidae
Product: zinc finger BED domain-containing protein 4-like
Exons: 2
Coding region: 4320-5315 (331 amino acids)
Source: RefSeq, a predicted model, not a curated record
GAUAACUUCACAGUCGUGUGAAAUAUUUAGGGAUGUGCGCGGGAAUAAGGGGAUAAGUCAAAUAUCGGCAAAAAAGUUUUUUUUUUUUUUGCAUGAAAUUAAGGAGAACAAGCUCUACAAAUUGGUCCAAAUGGUUUAAGUCUAGCCACCCUUGUGUGUUAUUAUAUGGCACUGAACUUUUGGAAUGAUUAAUUACUGACCUUGAAUACUUGGAAGAACUUUAAAUGUUUAAUAUCUUAAUUUAAGUAAUAUUGACAUAUCCCCUUUUUUCCCCGCGCACCUGCGAUUUAUCCUCUUAACUUGUCCUCUGGUCACGUUUUAUAUUUUGUACUAUCCAUUUUUUCUGUAUAUUUUGUGUGUAGUAAACGUAUUCACUGAGGGUUUAAUAUUUUUUACGUAAUUGACAUUUCGUUAUGUGACGUGUCGUGUUAUCUUGUUCCUUUUUUGGUGUUUAUGUCGUUUCUGUUUUCGUGUUUUGUGUUUAUCCCGUGCUGUCUGUGUUUUUUGUGAUAGUGUAUUUCCAACUGAUCACUUCACAUUCGUGUGAAAUAUAAUUGGACGUAGUUAUGCAAAAAGGAACCAACCCACAAUUUUGUUACAUUUUAUUUGAAAAUAAAUUAAAAUGGUACAAGGUUGAUCGUACCGUCGUUGCUAUUAUUAUACCAGCAUUUAUACUAGACAAUUAAAAUUAUACCCGCGUUAUGUUAUCAAUACGAGAAUUACAAUUUAUAAUUUAACUUUAACUUCGAAAUACUCAGAAUAGGUUUCAUGCAUAACUACGUCCAAUUGACAUUAGAUCAUCUCUAGCUCUCACACUUUAAGAGGCCACUCCAGUGUUACAGGAACACUACGCAACCCGCGUUAACCUUGUAAGAUUCAAUGCUAUUUUCAUUUUGCUUGUAACUAAUUAACUAAUAUAGAUUACGAAAUGAUGCUUGCUUGAUAUGUAAGACAACGAUGCUCUUAUCAAAGCCCCUUUCUUCGAAAACGUGCAUAAAUUAUGGUUUUAUACUAAUCUUUACUGAUACACAUAAGUGUAUUGUCUAGGUUUGAACUAGGGAUGGGGCGACCGAAUCCAAUAUCCGCCGAAUCCGCCGAAUCCUAGGGAUUCGAAGAUUCGGCAGGUCUUAUAUAGGGUUCGUCAAAGGAUUCGGUGUUUUUUUAUUUAUUAUGCAUAAACUGCUUUUAUGGGUUAUUUAUAGAAAAAAUCCUAACCGCUAAUCUGUAUUAACACUGAAAUUUCUCAAGAAAAAUUUUUUGUCUUUUAUACACAAGAAACAGUAAAAGCACAACAUAUUUGAGGUUAGGAAGGCAUCACAUGUUAUAAACAAGAAUGUACCCAGUCUAAGCUAUGUUGAUAUUAUGUUAUGCCUACAUACAACCAGGGUGUCUACUGACCCUGGUAAACCUGGAAAACCUGGAAAAAUCAGGGAAUAUUGUAAUCAGGGAAUAAUCAGGGCAAAAUCAGGGAAUUUUUUUAAAAAUCAGGGAAUUUUUGUUUGGUAGGUUGUAGUUGGCAAUAUGUUUUUUUGUUUAUUGAUCUGCUUGCAUUGACGUAGCAUCAAGUGUAUUGCGUUCCAUUUUUUUAUUUUUGAAUGGAAAAUAAGGAACAGUUCCCACGUCCAUUUUCUUUUAUUUACCAUCGGAUUCGGAAGUGGCGUUAAAUCACGUGAUACAAACUGGUUCAAGCUGGUCUGUUAUCCUGCUGACGUGACGUGCUGCAGCAUGUGCUUCCCACGCUCGGAUUAUACCGACAGGUGCAUUUCAUUUUAAGUAUCUAUGGAUGCCCUCAAUGUAAACUGGGCAUUUUUGUUAGCUUUGAAAAUACAUAUCACAGACACUUUUGGUGAAGAUUCGCCACUGUUGCUAGAAAUUGGUAGCUGUGGGCUUCAUACUUCAUGCUUUCAAAACUGGAAUUUCUGCUAUACAAUUGGACGUUGUUAGUUUUUUGAGGCACAGUUACUAUUUGUUUAUGCAUGUACCUACUUGCAAGGAGGGCAGAUUACAUUAGAAUAACUGGAUCAGAGCUUUUUUCCAAGAAAUUUUGUGCAAUCAGAUGGAAUACUGCAGUUGCUGAGCGUGCCAUUAAAAUGUUACCCCACCUAAAGAAAUUUGUAAGUGAAGAUUCUAUUUCAUCUGUGUCUUUCAGUGUAGUGAAAAGUGCUCUUGAAGAUAUUCUUCUAGAAGUAAAAUUGGCAUUCUUCUACUCUUUGGCAUCAGAGCUGGAAUUGUUUCUCAGAAUGUUCCAAAGUGAAGCACCCAUGGCACCUUUUCUCUAUGAUUCACUGGUAGACAUUUUAUUAGCUUUGGCUGGAAAGUUUUUGAAACCAGAGGUACUGAAGAGUGUUAGGAAGAAACGCAAUGUAUCUCGAUUGGAUGUAGAUAACCAGGAAAAUCUAUUGACUGCUAACAAUAUCAAGUUGAGUUAUGCAGUACGCCAUGCCAUCAAGAAAGAGAAAGUACCAGUAAAGUCUGUCCUGUUACUGAAAAAUGAUGUUAAUUCAAGACAAAAGUCCCCUAAAGUACAAACUUACCAAGGGAAUUUCCUGCUUAUGUCCGUCUGUGGCUUUAAAUUCAGGUGUGAGGAAACUGCGUGUGAAUUACAGUUUAGAAUGUUGUCUUCAAAACAAGUGGCUAUAAGGACAAGAAGCUGAUAACAUUGAGUGAUCAUAUCAGUUGGUAUGUUCCUCGCAAGAUUCUGAAGCACUGUUCUCGUCUUUUUCUCGAGAAGACUGGCGCCUUGAUCACUUGUGGGUGCUUAUUCUUAAGGCACAUACAGUAGCUACCAAAACAGGCCUUCUAAAGUUUGUGAGGGGUUGGUACUUUCCCAUGGAAAUGCAUCAUUGGAAAGAGGAUUUUGAGUGAAUUCUAAUCUGCUGACUGAAAACUUGCAGGAAGAAAUACUGAUCGCACAAAGACAGAUGUACGACUUUGUUCAACGUUCUGGAGGUGUAGAGCAUGUUGAUAUCACCAAGUCCAUAUUACAGUAUGUAAGAAAUGUUAGUUGUAGGCGUAAGGAAGCCCUGCAAACAAAACAAAAAGAAAAGGAAGGUAGGUACAGACAAGAAGAAGGCAGAAAAAGAAGAGUUGAAGAAGAGAUCAAGGCAUUGCAUUUGAAGAAGGCUCGAGUGUUGGAUUUGGCUCGUUCUGAAGCAAGUGCAAUAGACGCAAAAGUUGAGUCACUGCGAAAUUGAUGGGAGCUUCCUUUUACUUAAGUUUUUGCAAAAGUAAGUGUGUGAAAUAUUUGUAGCAGCAUGUUUUAUUUGCCAUCAAUUGAGUCACUUUGGCCACAUCUGGAAGAAGGUAUUUUUUUUUACUAAUUUAAGUGAGUUGAAAUACUUUGAAACCUGUCAAUGUACUGUUACGCAGUUUUUUCAGUUUCGUGGAAUGUCGUAAUUGUGUUACAGAAAACCUGGAAAAGUUCAGUUUUAGACCUGGAAAACCUGGAAAAAUCAGGGAAUUUCAUUUACUAGAUCUGGUAGACAUCCUGUACAACGUUUACGAAUUUAUUAAUAAAUCUGCCACUUUUCAAUAUACAAGCAGUGAUGCAAAAGUAUUACUAAUUUUUACCGUUUGCACCGUAACCUAAACAAGCACCAAACUUCCGACUCGCAACCGCGGCGCAUUGUCAGCUGCAUUAUCUUCGAACUCAUCAAACACUGUUCCGUUUUCUUUAAGCAUAUGAAAAUUUGUUUUUGUAAUGUUUUAAUCAAGAAUAUAAAUGAAUAAAAUAGUUCACAAACAAACGUAAAAGUUUUCAACAGAAACGAAGUUCAAACAAAACAAUAUUCACAACACGCAAUUCACAAACUAACACUGGGCACGGAACAAUGGCGUCUCGUCCCGUUUGUUUAUUAAUUUGUUAUCGGUAUUGAGUUUAUCUGUGCGAGUUUUUCUACUGAACUGAAUAUUUCCAUGUAACGUGUGGUUUAUCUUUCGUUGUGAAUGGUGAUUUAAAGUCAUUUACGAGACGUAAAUCACAAUCAGAGAUGUCGGACGUAUGGGAACAUUUUGUUCUGGACAAAUCCGACACCACCAAAGCUGCAUGUCUGUUUUGUGGUGCAAAAAUAUCCCCCGGAAAGUCAUUGCGUUACGUAAACAUCUUAAACUCCACUCGGUCCAAAUCGCUGUUGAUAAACGGGAGAAUAGUGAAUCUUCCGGUUCAGGAGAAAUUGCAGGGCCUAGUAGAAUAUUAUCUGAACCUCAAAACAAUGAACCAUCACUCACACAGCCCACACUAGCACAAUUCAUGACAAAAAAAAUGUAAGUUUUCAAGCAAAGAUGGCAAAGGAUAACACAUAUGUAGGCUUAUUGGAGAUAUGAUAUGUGUAGACAAUCAGCCUCUGUCUGUUGUAGAAAACAAAGGCUUCAGAAAGCUUAUUGCAUUUCUGGAACCUCGUUAUUCAAUGGUUUCGAGAAAAUUUCUGGCAAAUACACUUAUACCAGAAAUGUACCAAACUACAUGUGAGAAAGUCAAGGGACUUUUAGUGCAAACAGAAUACAUCUCACUCACAUUAGAUAUGUGGACAUCAUCUGCUAAGGAUGAUUUUAUGGGCAUCACAGCACAUUUUAUUGACAGUGAAUAUGAAGCAUGUCAUGUUGCUCUUGAAGUGAGGCCAUUCUUGGAAGUCUCCCACAAUGCAGAAAACAUCAUCCAUUUCAUAUUGGAGUUGUGUGAAUCAUGGAACAUCGAAGACAGAAUUUUUGUCAUUGUCAGGGAUAAUGCUCGCAACAUCACAGCUGCCUUAAAUUCUUCGACCUAUCAACAUCUUCCCUGCCUGGCACAUACCUUACAACUGGUCAUACACGACGCAGUUUUAAAAUCUGCUAGUUUGUCUAAUAUCUUUUCUGUGUGUCGUUGGGUGGUUGGACACUACAAGCAUUCUACUGCAGCUACCAAAGUGCUCAAAAAAGCUCAAGCUACAUUGGGGGUCAAACAACAUCGGCUAGUGCAAGAUGAAACAACGCGGUGGAAUUCUUCGUUGCACAUGAUUCAGCGCUUGUUGGAACAAAAGCAGGCAGUCACAUUAGCAUCAAGUCAGUUAGCAGGCGUCAACGAAGAACUAACAUCAACUCAGUGGGAGCUGUUGAAAAAUAUAGCAGAGGUAUUAGAAAUUUUCAACCAAGCCACACUUGUUCUUUCAUCGUCAAGUGUGACCAUAUCUGAGGUCAUACCAAUUGUGAACAGCAUAAUCAAGCAUUUGGAAGACCUCAACCUACCUGGUUUAACUGGUGUACGGAAUGACUUGCUAGCAUCGCUGAAGCUCCGAUUCAAAGAAAUGGAAACACGCAAAGUAAGUGAACUGUAUAAUUAACAUUACUUGCAUCAGUUAGCAUAAUUGUUGCAAGAACUAAUACAGCCAAUGUAUUAAAUUUUAAACAUUUGGUUGCAAGCACUUUAUGCAAUUUCAGCUAAUAUUUACAAUUUGAAUUAAAUUUUUUUUUGCAUUUUCAGGAAUAUGCUGUUGCUGUUCUUUUGGAUCCACGAAUCAAAGAAAAGGCAUGUAACAGUCAAACUGAAUGUGAUGCAGCAAAACAAAUGCUCCUAAAUGAAAUUAGGCCUACUGUGAAAGAUAAUGUCAGUGAGACUGAACACAACUCAAAUUGCACAUCUGAUAACACAGAGGGUCCUUCACAUACAAAUCAACUUCAUGGGAUGUGGAAAUUUUAUUCAAAGCUUUUGACUCCAGGUGCACAAGCUGCUGCUUGUGAUAAGUCACCUGAAGCAGAAGUUGACAUGUACCUGAAAGAGGUGCCACUUCCACCAGAUGGAAAUAUUCUAAAAUUUUGGAAGACACGGAAAUCAGAUUUUCCUAACCUUGCAAAAGUCGCCAAGAAAUAUAAUUCGUGUCCACCUGCAACCGUUUUUUCUGAACGACUGUUCAGUACUGCGGGGCUAAUUGUUGACCAGAAAAGGAGCCGACUAGAUCCUGAACGUGUGAACAUGUUAACUUUUCUGAACAAAAAUCUUAAUAUGUUUACAAAUUGUGAGUAAUUUUUUUUGUAUAUGAACACUAAGUAAGUGACAUACUUCAAGAUUUCAUUUUGUUAGUUUGAAUUUGUAAGUGACCUGUUUAAUUUUUAUUUUAUUACUUUUUGUGGAUGUUGCUCUUAUAUCGUAUUUAUGUCAUGAAAAUACAUCAUAAUUAGUUCACUUGGUUUUUUUUUCUUGUAACUGCUAUAAAUACAUAUAAAUAUAUGUAGGGUCUAUAAUACUAUUUGCUUGUUAAUUUAUGAUUAAUUUUAAAACAGGAGUAUGGUGCCUCACAACUGUUAAAUGAUUCGGGUUUGGUUCGAGAUUCGGCAAUUCCAGUCGAGGAUUCGGGUUCGAGGAAAUCAGGAUUCGCCCGCAUCCCUAGUUUGAACCAUAAUUUAUGCACGUUCUUCAAGAAAGGGGCUUCGAUAAAAGCAUCGUUGUCUUACAUAUCACGCAAGCAUCAUUUCGAAAUCUACAUUAGUUAAUUAGUUAUAAGCAAAAUGAAAAUAGCAUUGAAUCUUAUGAUGUUAACUAGUGCCCCUGAAACACUGGAGUGGCCUCUUAAUGUACACAUAUAAAUUGGGAAUAAACUAUUAGCUACACCCAGUUAUAAGAAGUUGAAUACACACACCACCUCCUCUUAAACAAGCUACAGUAUUGUCCAGUUUCAUAAUCAAAAUAACCAGGGGGAAUUGAACCUGAUUUUUUAAAUUCAAAAUUAAAAUAUUUUUUCUAAAAAUUGCUGUAAUAUAUUAAUUUUUAAUGAAAACAUUAAAAAAAAUAUGUGGUAAAUAUUAUGCCAUUCUUGUUGAAGAUAACUAAUUAAUGGCAAGGAGCAAGAAAACCACAUAAUGAAAUAAUUUCUCAAUUUUUUUUAACUGUGGCCCACUUUCUUAAAAAAAAUUUUUUUGUCAUAUAGGCAGGUUGACUCACAAUUUAAUGGAGUUUGGGAAUUUGGCUCAUCUAAU